This is a messenger RNA of Spea bombifrons (plains spadefoot toad), 4169 nucleotides long. It is a transcript of the gene NFE2L1, whose product is annotated as NFE2 like bZIP transcription factor 1. The transcript is spliced from 6 exons. Gene Ontology annotation, cellular component: nucleus. NCBI's taxonomy places the organism in Eukaryota, Metazoa, Chordata, Amphibia, Anura, Pelobatidae. The record is from RefSeq and is a predicted model, not a curated record. The coding region runs from base 211 to 2361 and encodes 716 amino acids. Gene Ontology annotation, molecular function: RNA polymerase II cis-regulatory region sequence-specific DNA binding; DNA-binding transcription factor activity, RNA polymerase II-specific. Gene Ontology annotation, biological process: regulation of transcription by RNA polymerase II.
GCCGGGUGAUGCGGAAGUGAAAGUCUGCAGUUGAGGUAUACACGGACGGUGCAGUCACGAGGUGGGAGAACUGAGCGUGUUUGGGGGGCAACAACACAGAGACGUUUAGCCUGCCGUGCUGUUGUCAGGAACGAGAGGUACAGUGGCUGUGUGUCCCUAUUACCUGGGGUGCAAGCGUUGGGGGUCCCUGUUUUCCUGGGGCUCCCAGACAUGCUGUCUCUGAAGAAGUAUCUGACGGAGGGUCUGAUCCAGUUCACCAUUCUGUUGAGCCUAAUGGGUGUGCGUGUGGACCUAGACUCCUACCUGCCCUCUCAUUUGCCCCCGCUACAUGAGAUCAUUCUGGGACCUACUUCAGCCUACACACAGACCCAGUUCCACAGCCUUCGGGGCACCUCCGAUGGGUAUGGAGUUCACCCCAAGAGUGUUGACCUGGACCAGUUUUUUACUACUCGGCGACUGCUGAGCAGCAUGCGGGCUUUAGAUAGGCUGCAGGUACCAACUACUGCUCUAGAUGCCUGGCUGGUGCAUAAAGAAGCUGAGGGGUCUGUGCCCAGCGCUCAGACCGGCUCCAGCCGCCCUACCGACAGCCCACAGGAACGUCCAAACUCAGAUAGACUACGGGACAGCCUGGUCUCCGAACAAGGCCACAACGCUGAGGGGUUUCAAGAGCUGGGGGCAACUGCACAGCCUGGAAGCUCUGACCUGAGCAAGGAAGACAUUGACCUAAUUGACAUAUUGUGGCGUCAGGACAUUGACCUGGGAGUUGGUCGAGAAGACUUUCACCAGCGUGACAAAGGAAAUGAUGAACUUUGGGAGCAGAUGCCUACUGAACCCCAAGAUAUUCUGGAACCCACUCUACAGAUUGAUGGAGAGACAGGAGAAAACAUACCAGAACAGGGUUCAGCCAUGUCAUUGGAGGAAUGUCUGAGUCUCCUGGAUGUCAACUUUUCAUUUGGGGACCAACCUGAGUUUCCAGAUCAAACUCCUAAUGUUGAGCCUGUGGCUUCCACUCAAGAUGAAGAACUCUUAUCACCUUUCCUCCCAACUUUGGAAACCCCUUUGGACCUUGAGGAGCAGUGGCAGGACCUAAUGUCACUUAUGGAUAUGCAGGCUAUGGACAUGAACAAUUCUGCUGAUGAUCCCUUGUAUCUGAACUUGGACCCUCCACUCCAGCAGGAUGGGAGACUUGAACAGGUGGCACUUCCUGGCUGCUCUCUCAACCUGUCUACUGUGUUUACUCCUGCCAUGGAGACCCUUGCAGACUCAGACUCUCCAUUACCACAGCUCUCCUCUCAAAACUCCACUGACCUCAAUUCUACUUUUGGAUUUGCCAAUUUAACUGGUGUCCUCCUCCCUUCACAGUUGAAUAGUACUGCUAACAUCUCAUCUCCUUCAAUCUUGCCUGAUCCUCUAGGUGGAAUCCUAGAUGAGGCUCUGCUGGAUGAGAUAAGUCUCAUGGACCUUGCGCUGGAAGAAGGUUUUAGUCAAGUUCAGGCCUCGCAGCUUCAAGAAGAGCUGGAUUCUGAUUCUGGUCUUUCUCUCAACUCUCAUCGCAGCCCAAUGUCUCCCAGUGGCUCAGAGUCCUCCUCUAACUCCUCUUGCUCAUCAUCUUCAUUCUCUGAAGAGGGAGCAGUGGGAUACAGUUCUGAUUCUGAAGUGGUGGAUCAGGAAGAUUCAGAUGAAGCCAUUGGGUAUCAUCCUGAAUUCAGUAAAUUUUGUCGUAUGAGCUCCCAGAAUCCAAGUAAUUUUCAACGCUUGCCCUUUCUUGAGCAUGUUGGCCACAAUCACACCUACAACAUGCUCCCUGACGAACCACAGGAGGACCAGCCUGUUAUAGGGAAGGGGAGCCGGAGGCAAGCAGGAUUUAUAGAUAGACAAGCAGGUCGUGAUGAACAAAGGGCAAGGGCUAUGAAGAUUCCAUUUAGCAAUGAGAAGAUUAUUAAUCUCCCUGUGGAAGAGUUUAAUGAGCUACUUACCAAGUACCAGCUCAGCGAGGCACAGCUCUGCCUGGUGCGUGAUAUUCGCAGAAGAGGCAAAAACAAAAUGGCAGCUCAGAACUGCCGAAAGCGAAAGUUAGACACAAUCCUGAACUUGGAGCAGGAGGUGAAGCGGCUUAACCGAGAACGAACCGCCCAACUACGAGAGAAAGGUGAAAACGUAAGAUCGUUGCAGCGAAUGAAGCAGGAAGUUGAGAAUCUGUACCAGGAGGUGUUCAGUCAGCUGAGAGAUCCAGAGGGUCGGCCAUAUUCCCCUCAGAGAUAUGCCUUGCACUUUACGAGCAGUGGCAGCAUUGUACUUAUGCCACGUGGUGCGGAUGGGCAGCAAAGCCGGCGCCAAGACAAGAAGGAUCGGAGGAAGUGAUGGGUCUGCGUCUGAUUUCAGGAAUAUAACAGGACAAGGGGGUGUGGGCUGUAUUUUCAUUCAGGCCUCAAUAUCAAACCUUUCACACAAGAUUGACCCUGGUGAGUGACUGUGAAGAUGUCUACACUUACUCUGGGUCAGGUGCUGUGUCCUGUCAGCGUCUGGGCCCUGUCAGUCCAGGAAUGAGGAGGCCAUUCAGGCCAUGGGCAGCGGCAAGCCCCGGAACCGUAAAAUCAAGAAGCUGACAUAAAGGGAGGGGAAAUAAGUAGUUAUUUUAAUUCUGGGUCUUCUACAAUGUCUGUCAAGUAAGCGGCUGUCGUCGGGGACUGAAGUGUCAUCCUGCAUGGGUAAUAGACCAAUGAGCUCUUGUUAUCGAGUAGAAAUCUAGUGAUAAUGGCCUUGAGUCUUUAUCCAGUGAACGUCUCAGACGGGUAUCUUGGGGACAGUUAUAGCAGUAAUGUCUGUGCCAUUUGGAGCCAGGAGCUACCAUCCUAAGCCUCAUGUGGCAUUUUACAGCCCUUUUAAUUGUGUCCAGAAACUUCUGACUGAUUGUUCCAAGGAUAGAUGCAGUUCUGUUGAUGUGAUGGAAUUCCUUCCGGGGCUCGGGGACUCCCGGCAUGUACACGCUUGUCUAGUGACAGUUUUGUAUAUGAAUGAAUGCGACAUUGUGUGUCACAAUAACACCCCCAAAGAACUAGACUGUAUGAUCCAGGAACCCCACGCCUAGAAGUGUUCUAUUUAUUUUUUGUUCUGGUAGUGUCUCCAGAAGAUCCUGUAGGAUGGUGCGCACUAUAAACUCCUGUCUGUGUAGCAGGAAUCUGAUUAACCAAGGGAUCAGCAGUAAACAUCUUAAUCUGUAAUUCUGUAGGACUAACUGGAUUUAAAUAGGUUUAAGGUUUGCUGCUUUUAGUGAGAGUGAUUACUAUGCAUGUUCCAUAUUGCAUUAUUCUGGAGCAGGAGUGCGUUACAUCGAGCCACUCGAGUUGCUGUAGAUUGAGGUUUAUUCACUAAAGAGGGGAGUUGUGCUUUCACGGACUCCACUAAACUCCCACAGCGAGCGGCUCCUUCCUGAAGAUCUUGGUCACUCCUGUAACAUGUGUCGUAAAAGCAGAUCUGUCACUUUUCCCAAAUCCUGUGUGUUACAGUUCUACGCUUUAAAUAUAUAUAUGGCGAAGCCUCUGUUUAUACCCCCGAGAUCAGUACCUCAGCUUCUUGCAUGAUUAUUCUCACUUGGCGUCAACCUGCUGAUUGUUUGCGAUGGGGGUUGAAGGGUAAGGCGAUAAUGCUGGCUCUGACACCAGGAGCCACUGAUAUCAUCUUCCACGCUGUGAAGAGAUUUAGUUGAAAAUUUCAGAACAAUUACUGAUUUACGCUCAACACAAGAGGUAGGUAAUUCCAAUAAACGUGUUAAGCUUUGCUUGCAUAAGUUCCCUUUUUUAGCAGCAAGCGCUCUUUGAAAGCGACUGAACGCUGCAUGGGGCAGGGGCUGCUAGGACCACCUUACAACAGAGGCUUUCUGGGGCUGGUCCUUUUGUAACACUUAAUGCAGUUAAAAACCGCAACCCUCCUGCUUCAGUGAAUAAACUUCUGCCUACCAUGAUGCUAAGCAGAAGCAUGAGAAGUGGUCUGUCCCUGGCUUAGAAUUAGUUCGAGGGAGGAAAGUUUUUUUUUUUAUAUUUAUUGUUUAAGAAAAAACAGAUUUUAUCAUAGGCUGUGAUUCUGUUAAGUUCGAAGCUGUGUGUAAGCGUGUCUGUUCUGUGUUAACUCUUGUAGUUCUGCGACACAGACCUUGAAGAGUAACCCCGCUG